This is a messenger RNA of Fusarium subglutinans, 1101 nucleotides long. Its product is annotated as calcium-independent phospholipase A2. Gene Ontology annotation, cellular component: membrane. NCBI's taxonomy places the organism in Eukaryota, Fungi, Ascomycota, Sordariomycetes, Hypocreales, Nectriaceae. Gene Ontology annotation, biological process: arachidonate metabolic process. The record is from RefSeq and is a predicted model, not a curated record. The coding region runs from base 1 to 1101 and encodes 366 amino acids. The transcript has 2 exons.
AUGGUCUAUGCAGCUUCUACCAAGCAUCCCAAAGGACUCCGGCUCCUUGCGCUCGAUGGCGGUGGCGUCCGGGGUAUCAUGGGCCUCGUCAUCCUCAGAGAGCUCAUGCUUCGCGUCCAGAAGAAGAAAGGCCUCAAGACCAUUCCCCUACCGGCUGACUACUUUGAGCUCGCUGGCGGUACUAGCACAGGCGGUAUCAUGGGUAUCAUGCUCUUCCGUCUUCGCAUGAGCGUCGACGACACCAUUGAUGAGUAUGACAGAAUCGCCAAGACCAUCUUUAGCCCCAAGAUCUACGGCUGGGAUAUCAGUUGGAUCCCUGGUUCAUCGUACCUCAACAACAGCAAGGCUUUAGUCCAGGACAGCAGAUUUGAUGCUGGGUCUAUGAGUAAGGCUAUUGACGAGGUUGUUGAGAAGUUUGGCCUCGAUGAGAACGAUAAGAAGCUUAAGGGCAACGCCCCUCUUCAGCACGAAGGUGGUGCACGGAUAGCUGAGUCUAUGUUGAUGCGCACCUAUAAGGACAAGACCAUCUACACCAAGUCCAAAGUCAACGAUGCUCUACUCAAACACGGCGACAAACUCACCAUCAGCAUCGCCGCACGCGCAACAUCUGCUGCCCCAACCUUCUUCCCUGAGGUGAAGUUCCCUGAAGACAAGCCUGAGUUGGUGUUCUGGGACGGCGGCCUUCUGAACAACAACCCUAUUGACCAGCUCUGGUACACACGCUUUGAGCUCGUUGACCCCAAAGACCCUUCACCCCAGAUCUCUUGCGUCAUCAGUCUCGGUACUGGCUACGUCAGCCCAGGAAAGGCAAAGCAGUCUUGGAUCAAGGUUGUUGGAGUGGCAUCCAAGGUCAUGGACUUUGCUACCAACACCAACGCCAAGGGCAAAGACUUUUCACGUCACAUGACGCAUCUCAAUGAGAGGGAUGAGCACAAGGAUACCAAGUACAUUCGUUUUAACCCGUUCUUGAAGGAGGAGAUUGGUCUUGAUGAGUAUUUGAGGAUGGAUGAUCUCAAGUUGAUCGCUCAAAAGACCAUGGAUGACCCUAACCCUACGAACCAGUUUUGGAUCAACCAAGCUGUGGAUGCUAUUUGCGCAUAG